AUGGCAGUACUAGAUAUAAUAGAAGAAGCAGUGAUACGAUGGACUUUACGAUUUGUUUACACGGUUCAAGUGUCAUGCUAUGUUCUUAUUCUAUUAGUGUUGGUACCAUUUUUAGGUCUUUAUAUAAUCGAUGCAUGGUUAUAUAUGGUGCGUUUAACAAAAUAUUAUUAUAAACUUCGUCAAUAUAAUCAAAGACGAUAUCCUCUCGAAGAGAAAAUUGAACAAGAUGAGAGUAUAUCUAUGGUAGAAUCUCCCGUAAUCAGAAAGAAUCAAAAUACUCAAAGAAUAAUUAAAAGAAAAGAUAUGAGUAUGAAUAUACCGUUGAGUACAUCAUUACAAACGUUAAUGGAUAAGAUACAAGAAUAUUUAGUGGUAAGUCAUCAACAAGAUCAAAAACAAACAGAAUCGGUACUCAGAUCGCGGGACGACCUGAUAUAUAUAGUGUCGUCAAAUGAUUCUAUGACACACACAGAUAGUAAUGAACUUUCAAGAUUACACCGUAUGGUAUCAGCGUAA
Messenger RNA from Maudiozyma saulgeensis, 516 nucleotides. The record is from the annotation of a GenBank genome assembly. NCBI's taxonomy places the organism in Eukaryota, Fungi, Ascomycota, Saccharomycetes, Saccharomycetales, Saccharomycetaceae.